AUGUCUGAGAAGAGCAGAGGACGAGCUAGGCUAGAGAGAGUGGCUGGUUGCGACAAGAGAAGGCCUCCACCCGAUCUCACCUGGUUGUUCUCUCAGGUAUCAACAUCAGUUGUGGAUACACACCGACUUUUUCCAGAAAGCAACCUUCAAGAAAAUGGCGGUAAUUCGACCCUAUUUCAAGCCCUGCCAGCUGGAACAGAGGGUGUUUCUCUCCUGGACCAGCAGACCUACCGCCAGUGGAAAUCGUUCAUGGGGCAGCAGAAACUCUCGCACCCUCGUCGCUUGCGUCGCUCCACCAUAAUCCUCCAACCCUUCACCGCUCCCUCCCUCCCCGGCUACUCACUCUCCGAGGUUGCCCCCGUCGUUUUGCAACACUUACAGCGAUUCUGCACGGCUUUCUUCAGUGGGAUGAGUGUGGAGCUCGCCCCUUCUCUGAACCUAAGGUCCAUAGCAAGUCUUACGUCUCGGGUUCACACGAGUACAAAUAGAACACAGUACCUUGUGGGGGACAUACUGGCGUAUCUCCAACGCCACAGACCGAGCCACGCCCAGUGUGUAAUGGGUGUGGCCACAGUCGACCUCUACCCGAGCCCCGAGUGGAACUUUGUCUUAGGCCACGCCUCCCUUACAAGUGGGUGUGGCAUAUUUGGGUUUGGACGCUAUUUCUCAUCGCAGUUUUCAAGUACCGCCCCCACCGUUGAACAUCAAUUAGGCCAGCUAUGGGUGUUAGCGAGAGUGGUCACCCAUGAACUCUGCCACACUCUGGGAAUGAAACACUGCUACUAUUUCCACUGUGCUAUGAACGAGAGCACCUCCAUCGAAGAGGCGGCCACCCAGCCCCUAUUCCUAUGUCCGGUCUGUCUCAGGAAGCUAAAAAAAUGGCUCAGAUUCGACAUUUUUGAGAGGUAUUCUCAAAUGAGGGAAGUCCUUGAGGAAACUGUAGAGGUGAUAAAGGAUGUUAGUCCACAGGUUUCUCUCUCUGUCCCGGGAAACUAUCACACUUCCCAAGAACCGGGAGACCACCACUGUGAUGCUGAGGAGGGAAAGGUCCACCCUCCAAGUGAAUCCGUGUUUGUUGGUACACACGGGCCAAAUAACGGUUCGUUACCCCAGGGGUUUCAACUGCAACGUCUGCAGGCGGCGUGUCAGUGGCUUCACACUGCCAGAGAAUCAGCCCACAACUUUUGUCAGUCGUGA
Geodia barretti is the source of this 1197-nucleotide messenger RNA. The record is from the annotation of a GenBank genome assembly. Lineage: Eukaryota; Metazoa; Porifera; Demospongiae; Tetractinellida; Geodiidae.